Molecule: messenger RNA, 159 nt
Organism: Pyrenophora tritici-repentis Pt-1C-BFP
Lineage: Eukaryota; Fungi; Ascomycota; Dothideomycetes; Pleosporales; Pleosporaceae
Source: RefSeq, a predicted model, not a curated record
AUGGGUGCUGUCGCCGGAAGUCGGAACAAGUCAGGCUCCAAGGUCGGCUACCUGAAUGUAGCGGGCUUGAUGAGUAAUAUGCACAUUGCCAACAGGCUAGCAUCACGUCACACAGGUGGUGAAGGUGGGCGCACAUUUGCAUCUACUGUACAUGGAUGA